This is a messenger RNA of Desarmillaria tabescens, 1791 nucleotides long. RefSeq lists its product as uncharacterized. The transcript has 8 exons. NCBI's taxonomy places the organism in Eukaryota, Fungi, Basidiomycota, Agaricomycetes, Agaricales, Physalacriaceae. Bases 1 to 1791 code for a protein of 596 amino acids. The record is from RefSeq and is a predicted model, not a curated record.
AUGAAUGCUGCGACCGUAAAACGCACAGGUCUCUCCGAGAACAACAUCUCUCUGGAUGUCGAAGUGAAGAAGUCAUAUCCUGAAAAUCCAAUCAGCACGAGUCUCAUGCUUCGACUUCAUGAAUCCAGGGACAGAGUGUCUCGAGAUUCGUUUCUGGAAGUCAUCCGGAGAUUGAAGGACUCCCUCGUAAUUCCCCUCGAGGCUUCCGCUAGACAGGUAGACUUCGCGAACCUCCUCGGUAUCGUGGAUAUUGCGCGAAAAAACGCGGAAGGCGCCUUGCUCGUUCAGCCCCGCCUUAUAACUCUCCGGUCUUUUAUUGAAAUAACUUACGUCUUGCGGCGCAACAUUCCAGGACAUUCCAUGGCAGAAACCAUGCCCUUUCAGCGUGUGCGGCCGCGUCAGGAAAUCGCAUGGCUGUUCUCCCGCUCGGGGAAGCCGUUCAUUAACGCCUCGACACCACCUUUCUUGAAUGGAAGGCUCAUAAAAUCCGAGUUCUCCGUGGAGCGCUUGAGUAAGGCGGACGCGUUUCUGGUACCACUUCGUGCCGCAAAUUUGUCACCCACCAUCAUUAACGAUACUGCCACCUUGACGCGGAACACAAGCAGUGUCCUUCCCCACAGUACAAUCAAUUCCAGUACUCCAAGUCUUCUGUUUUCUGACUUUAAUGCAAAGCUACCACCCUCUACGAACAAGCCUGCAGCAAUAGACGUUUCCAAAUUCCACUUGGAUGGCUUCAGCGACUUCAACCUCGACCUAUCGGUUCUCUCAAGGCCUGCUUCCCCCGCUUCCUCCCCAUCUCCCCAGGCCUCUACAUCCUCUGGACGAGACCUGCCACCAUCUCGCAGCCCGUCUCCUUCAACGGUUUCCCAUCCAGUACCAGACGAUUCAGAAUCAAACAAUAUUUUAAGGAGAGUGGCGUCAGGCAGGCUGUCGCCCGCAGCAGUGACGUCGGUCAUCCGCGGCUCAUGGCCCAUGAUUUCCCGCAUGACAAUCGGUCGCGGUACGCCUUCCGAUCCCACCAGGAAAUCUGAAUGGGCGGGAGUCAGCUACGACGAAGAUGGGAGGCUAGUAAACAACAACCGGUCAACUUCCACGGACCUGCCCGUACGGCAAUCCCUAUCCGACUCUGACUACUACGUCCCCACCUCCCCCCAGCCUUUUGUCCUUCCAGAAUCCUCCAAGAUCCAGCUUGACGGCCUUGGCGGUGCGACCGAUCAUGCAGAAUGGGACUCGCUCAUGCAAACGGUUCUCGGCCAUGGCCAAGAAACACCCUCUACCUCCACUACCUCCGCACCUGCUACCCCUGCUCCGGCGGACCACAAACCGCAACAACAGCCGUCACUUUCCCCUCUCCCUCUUGCCGACAUUGCUCUCGACCCGGAAACGCUGGAAAUAGAUCUCGGUCUGGAAAAGGCCCUGGACUUAGGGUUUGGGCUCGAGAAGAGAAAUAAGGAUGGAACGGGACGAGGUAUGAAUUGGUUCGCGUUGGGUAUGCUUUCGCGCUCAGGGUUCGAUUCACCCUCAGUUUACUCGACUACGUCGCGGCAACCUACGGCGUCGCGUCCGGCGUCUGUUGUCGACUCGCAGACUAAUAUCCUUCCUCGGCAUGUCCAGAGUCAGGAGGAGACGAAAACUCCCGAGAAAGCCGAGCUGAAACCGGAGGUGAAGACUUCACCUUCACCGCCCAAGGCCGCUCCCGCUGUCGUGCAGUCGAGUCCCAAUCCGCGGCCCCCUUGGUGGAGGAAGAUAUUGGGAAAACUGCAGAUGCUUUUCAGUCCUAGAAAAAUUUGA